This is a messenger RNA of Oldenlandia corymbosa var. corymbosa, 1141 nucleotides long. Lineage: Eukaryota; Viridiplantae; Streptophyta; Magnoliopsida; Gentianales; Rubiaceae. The record is from the annotation of a GenBank genome assembly.
UUAAAAGCCUAUAAACCCUUGAACUAAAACCCUUUUCUCUUGGCCCCCCGAGCUCAAUUCAGUUGCUGCAAACUCCCAGAAAACACAAAUGGAGGAGAAGAGAGGAGAUGGGCGCAAUGCGAAUCAGUUGAGACCGUUGGCCUGUACUCGUGGCAUUCUCAAUCGGUCUCACGGCUCUGCUAGUUGGAUUCAAGGAGAGACCAAAGUUCUUGCUGCAGUUUAUGGACCCAAGGCUGGGACAAAGAAGAAUGAAAACCCAGAAAAAGCUUGCAUUGAGGUCAUAUGGAAGCCCAAAACUGGGCAGACUGGAAAACCUGAAAGAGAAUGUGAGAUGAUAUUGAAGAAAACUCUGCAAAGCAUAUGUCUUUUGACUGUUCAUCCAAACACCACGACGUCAAUUAUAAUUCAGGUUGUCCAAGACGAUGGUGCUCUUCUUCCCUGUGCAAUAAAUGCAGCCUGUGCUGCCCUUGUGGAUGCUGGCAUUCCUUUGAAGCAUCUUGCUGUUGCAAUUUGCUGCUGUCUGUCAGAAAGUGGACGAGUUCUGUUAGACCCCAACAAGUUGGAAGAACAGAGCAUGAAAGGCUUUGUGUAUUUAGUUUUUCCCAAUUCCGUUCUUUCUGCCCUCCCUGAGGGAUCAUCGCAACUAGGAGGUCCACCAGUUCAACAUGGAAUUAUCACAUCUGUUACGCAUGGUAGAAUGUCAGUGGAUGAUUACCUUCUCUGUGUUGAAAGAGGGAGAGCUGCUACCGAGAAGCUAUCGGUUUUUCUCAGAAGAAGCUUGCAAACACAAAUUCCAGGCGACAAUUCUAAGGCUGGUUCAUAGUUGGGAGUAUAGAAUAUUGAAACAUAGUUGGGAGUGUAGAAUAUUGAAAUAUGAGAUUAGCGCUUCGUUGCGGCCCGUCACCUAACUCCAUAGCCAGGUGGAUUGGGUCUCGACAAGCUUGCAUGUCACUCACCUGGAUGUCAUGUAUAUUGUAAUGUUUGUUUUGUCUUGAUGGUCAAUAGUUGAUUUGCCUUCAGCAUAGAGUGGAAAGAUAAGUUUUAGUAAGAAGAUUGGGCGGGAUAUUUACUGAAAUGUAACUCGUUUGUUAGUAAAAAUCAAUUUCUGUCUUUCGUGUUGUCUUUUUUUUUUUUUUUGGAU